Molecule: messenger RNA, 8062 nt
Organism: Hydractinia symbiolongicarpus
Lineage: Eukaryota; Metazoa; Cnidaria; Hydrozoa; Anthoathecata; Hydractiniidae
Product: dnaJ homolog subfamily C member 13-like
Exons: 64
Coding region: 299-7000 (2233 amino acids)
Biological process (GO): endosome organization; receptor-mediated endocytosis; regulation of early endosome to late endosome transport
Cellular component (GO): endosome membrane
Source: RefSeq, a predicted model, not a curated record
CAGUCUUUAGUAUCAAAUAAUAUAUGUUCUCUUUUCUUAAAAAAUCACUAGAAUUGUUUUGCACUUCAGGUUUUGUAACGAUUAAAUUAAAACUCUGUAAAUAAAAUAUUUUAAGUGAUUUAAUUAUUGAAUAACAAACGCAACACUUUAUUAUGUAAGAAAUUUAAUUACUUUUUUUGGGCAAUAGUUUAAAUAAUGUAUAAUGAUUUUUUCUAAAUAGGUCAUUGCCUCUUAAUUUCAGGUGUAAAUAAAGAAACAUUGUUAAUGAGGUUACUUCAGUAGGAACUGCUUAGCUAAAAUGGCUACACAAUGGGGAAAUGAAGACAUUGCCUCGUUUUAUACGACCAAACAUUCCUGGCGUGGAAAGUAUAAGAGAGUUUUUUCAGUUGGUACGAAAGCUGUUACCACUUAUAAUCCAGCUACUGUAGAAGUUACAAAUCAGUGGUCAUACCAAGACUUUUUUGGCAUUACUCCAAGUUCCAAAACUUCCAAUGAAUUUAUUAUUAUUGUGCGGAAAGCUAAAGAGGGCAAAAAAACAGUUUCUAUGACAUUUUCAACAGAACAUCGAGCAGAAGUACUGACACAUGCCUUACGCAUGAGAUCUCAAUUUGCAGAAUCAAAAAAUGUCAAAGAGCUGAGAUAUAAUGCUUACAAACACCACUGGAGUGAUAACAGAGUUCCCAUUAUCCUUCAAAUAACAGCAUCGUCUUUAGACCAGGUGGAUCCCACAACAAACAAAGUGAUAUGUUCUUACGAAUACAAAGACCUGGAAGGUUUGGCAGAAGUUUCUGAUUAUCCUGGUGGUUUUGUUGUUGUCCAUGGUGGAUUUAGUAGGCUGCAUUUAUUUUCAUGUGAACAAAAAGAAGAAAUCGUAAAGAAAGUUAUUGAGACAGCACACACAUUUAUAGGACUUAACAUCAAAAGAAGGAAAGACCCAAUAGAUUUUAAUUACUUUCAAACAAAAAGGCUUGGAAAAUAUUGUGAUGAUGAGUCAAUAACAUCAUUGACCGAAUUUAGAGUUAAUAAAGUAACACCCCGAAGCCAGGAUCCCGUAAAUAGAAUCUUUUCGCUGUCAGAAACAUGUAUUGUUGAACGUGAUCCAGCUACUUACCAAAUUUGUUCACUGCAGCCACUUAGUAAUAUAUUUGCAUUAUUUCGUUCACCUGAGAAUCCACAAUUAUUUGGUAUUGAGUAUGUUCGUGGUUUUACUCGUUCAUAUUUGUGCACAGAUCGUGAUGCACUCUUAUCAAGUUUAAUGGAUGGUGUCCGUGCUAGUGGAAACCAAGAAAUUCAUGUACAAAUGGCUCCAACAAAAAGAGGUUAUCGUCAGUGCCCAUAUUACCAACCAUGCGAUGAAGAAGUUGAAGCUCAUCAUUUGCGAUUUUUGCACCAACCCCCAGCAAAGUUUUUUGAAGCAGUUGCUCGAUUUAACGCUAACAUAUCUUAUAGUGGAUUGCUUCAUGCAGUGUCACAAGAAACUCUGUUUGCAGAAAACAAAGAGAAACUAAUUGUGCAAGGCAUUAGUUCAUUAUUGGCAAAUGAAUAUGAUGUUCGCAGUAUUCCUGCUGAAGAUUUGGAAGCAUUCUUUCAUGCACUGCGCAGAUUAGUAGCAUCCAAAGCUGGAUUUGAAGCUUUUACCACACUUCCCAAGUUCCGUGAAAAGGUUGGCAUUAAGGUGGUGAAAGCAUUGAAACGAAAUGAUGAUGGUGUCACUCAUGCAGCUAUUGAUAUGUUAGCUGCAUUGAUGCAGCCAAUGCAUGAAAACUACAAUCUCCGUCAAGAACAGUUAAAUAAAGCAUCUCUACUAUUUUCAAAAACAUUUUUAGAAGAUCUGUUGGGACUGUUCAAUACUCAUGUGACACAUGGCUCUGGAGCACUGGUAAUCAGUGCAUUGUUAGAUUUUCUUACAUUUGCUUUAUGUCCACCAUACAGUGAAACAACAGAUGGUCAGCAGUUUGAUACUCUUUUAGAAAUGGUAGCAGGGCUUGGCAGAUGUUUGUUCAGGUUAUUUACGCAUCCAUCAAUUGCGAUUGUUAAAGGGGCUGGAAUGGUGAUGAAAGCAGUGAUUGAAGAAGGAGAUGAAGAAAUAUCAGCAAAAAUGCAAGACCUUGCAUUAGCAGAAGGAGCUCUACCGAAACAUUUACAUACAGCUAUGUUUACUUCUGUGACUACGGAUAAUCGACUUUUGACAAAUAGACAACUAAGUCGUCAUUUGGUUGCAUUGUGGGUAGCUGGUCAUCCAACCACAAAAACAUUAUUACGUCGAUGCAUGCCUUUAGGUAUGUUGAAUUAUCUUGAGUCUGAGGAAGAAGUGCCAGAAGCUGAACUUGAUCGUAUAAACGUAAGGGACAACUUAAAAUUAGCAGCAGAAGCUGAUAAUCCAAAACGAAAGAGAAAUAUGCAACUAAUGCAACUGGAGAAAUUCCUUACACAUUGGAAAUCACGUGUUGAAGUCAAAGUUGGAGUCAAAGCAAAGAAAGAGGAAAAACAAGAAAAACCUGUUGUGCUACGCAAGAGAAGACAAAGGGUAAAGAUUGAAGAUAAUUGGGAGUUGUUUUACUAUAAAUUUUCAACAGAUCAUUCAACACCAUUGUUAAUAUGGAACUCAAAGACUCGUGAUGAAUUACGAGAUUCUUUGGAAGCAGAAAUGAGAGCUUUUAAUAUGGAUAAAGAUUUGAGUCAAAAUCGGUUGAUAUCGUGGAAUCAUGCUGAGUUUGAAGUACAAUAUCAGUGUUUGUCAGAUGAAAUCAAAAUAGGCGAUUAUUAUUUAAGAAUAUUAUUGGAAGAGGAUGAAUCUAAGAAUUCACCUAUAGUCGAACCGUUGAACUUUUUCAAUGAUUUGUACCAUCGGUUUUUAAUCACGCCAAAACCAGAUAUGAAAGCAAUGUGUUUGCAGGCAAUGGCUAAAGUUUAUGGUAAAUGUCAUGAAGAAAUUGGACCUUUUCACGACACUAGAUUUAUUGUUGGUAUGUUGGAGCGAUCAACUGAUAAAUUAGAAAGAGAUAGGUUAUUACUGUUUUUGAAAGAGCUGAUGAAGAACAAAGAAAAUGUCAAGCAGUUUAUUGAUGGCGGAGGAAUCAGAAUUCUAGUGGAACUUUUAGUGUUGGCGCAUCUACAUAUUUCCAGAGCAACAGUUCCAAUGCAGACCACAAUGAUAGAAGCAUCUUUAGAAAUGUUCAGAGAUUAUGCUGAAAAGGAAUGGUAUUAUGGCAAUGUUGAAAAAGAAAGAACAGGUCCUUUCAGCUUUCCUGAGAUGAAAGAAAUGUAUGAUCAAAAGAUUUUAAAUCCUUCAACCAGGUGCUGGGCACAAGGAAUGGAUGGAUGGAGGUCACUCAGUUCUGUCCCACAGUUAAAAUGGUCUUUGUGCGCCACAGGCCAACCUAUUUUAAACGACUCGGAUCUUUGUAUUACCUGCCUAAAUAUGCUGAUAUCAAUAUGCAAGUUUUACCCAAACAGGGAUGUUGAUGGAGCUGUGGUUCGACCAUUACCAAAAGCCAAAAGAGUGUUAUCUGAUCCAUCGUGUUUGCCACAUAUCGUUCAACUGCUUCUUACGUUUGAUCCAAGUAUUGUUGAAAAAGUUGCAGCAUUGUUAACAGAUGUUAUGGUGGACAAUCCUGUUAUGCCUCGGUUAUACAUGACUGGAGCAUUUUUCUUCAUUCUAAUGUACACUGGAUCUAAUGUUAUUCCUAUUGGCAGAUUUCUUCAAGAAACACACAUGAAACAAGCUUUUAGAUCAGAAGAGAACAUACCAAAAGAAAUGCUGCAAAGGAGUAUUUUGGGACAAAUACUACCAGAAGCAAUGAUUUGGUACCUUGAAAAUUAUGGUUGUGAAAAAUUUGCUGAGAUAUUCUUGGGUGAAUUUGAAACUCCCGAAGCAAUAUGGAGUAGUGAGAUGAGGCGUAUGAUGAUUGAGAAAAUUGCAUCACACAUUUCCGAUUUUUCACCACGACUUCAAAGUAAUGUUAGAGCUUUAUAUCAGUACUGUCCUAUUCCAGCCAUUCAGUAUCCACAACUUGAAAAUGAAUUAUUUUGCAACAUAUACUACUUGAAACAUCUUUGCGACACACAGAUAUAUCCAGACUGGCCAAUCAAAGAACCAGUAAAACUGUUAAAAGACAUAUUGGAUGCUUGGAAAGAUGAAGUUGAAAAAAAACCACCCACACUUUCAACUGAAGAAGCUUAUGAAGUUUUACGACUCAGCAAAGACACAAAACAUGAAGAUAGUGUUGUCCGAAAGGCCUAUUUUAGAAUGGCACAGAAAUACCAUCCUGAUAAAAAUCCAGAAGGCAGAGAAAUUUUUGAACAAGUUUCAAAGGCUUAUGAAUUUUUGUGCACCAAAGACUCUCGCUCUAAAACAAUGGGACCUGAUCCCAAAAAUAUUGUAUUAGUACUGAAGGCACAAAGUAUACUAUUUAGCAGAUAUAAAGAAGUUCUCCAACCAUAUAAAUAUUCUGGUUAUCCUAUGCUCAUCAAAACUAUUCAAAUGGAAACUAGUGAUAAAUCAUUAUUUGGCAAAGAAACACCACUAUUACCAGCUGCUGCUGAGUUGGCCUACCAUACUGUAAAUUGCUCUGCUUUAAAUGCUGAGGAGCUAAGAAGAGAAAAUGGUAUUGAGUUAUUACAAGAAGCCUACUCCAGAUGUGUGAGUGUGCUAACAGAAUCAACCGGUCCAAAAGACAUUCAAGUUCCUAUCUGCACUUUUAUCACACGUUGUUAUGCUGUGUCAGCACAAUUUGAAGGCUGUCGAGAAAAAAUUACUGAAAUUCCAACAAUAGUCAGUGACUUAUGCAGAAUAAUGACAUUUAAGAACCUAACUUCGCUAGCCUGUGUAGCCGCAGAAUGUAUUUGUAAUUUUUCUGUCGACUUCUGGUUGCAAACACAUCUUUUGCAGUGUGGAGCUUUGUGGAGUUUGUUGCAGUAUUUGUUUAACUAUGAUUACACCCUGGAGGAGAGUGGUGUUGAAACAUCCCAAGAAUCAAACCAGCAGAAAACUGCAAACAAUUUAGCUAAACUAAGUGUGAAAGCUCUUGCGAGGAUGGGAGGAUAUCUUGUUGGCGAGCUAGCAACUCCUGAAAAUCCUGCUGUUAAGAAAUCUUUGGCUGCACUACUUACACCAUAUGUCGCUCGAAAAUUGAGCAAAGAUAACCAACACGAAAUGUUAAAACUGUUGAACUCAAACACAGAGAAUCCAUAUCUUAUCUGGGAUAAUUCUACUCGAGCAGAAUUAAGUGACUUUUUGGAAAAAAAUCAAGAGCUCAGAACUAGAGACCAACAAGAUGCUGCAUACGGCUCAGAAUUUGUUUUUUCUGCUCAUGCCAAAGAAUUGAUUGUUGGAGAAAUAUUUGUACGCGUGUACAACGAACAACCAUCUUUCCCUUUAGAGGAUCCACAGAAAUUUGGAGAAGCUUUAAUUGACUAUUUAGGAUCACAAGCACAGUACUUGCAUUCACUGAUGGCAUUGACCGCAUCAGAAAUCGAUACCAGCAAAACAGGAGCACACAACGCUCGUUUGGAGAAGAUAGGAUUGGCUUUAGAAGCAUUAAGAAAUGUCAUAAAGGGAAAUCCAGGUGUAGAAACUCGAUGUAUAGGACAUUUUAAAUUGCUGUUUUCAUUGCUACGCUUGACAGGUGCUGAAAAAUUGCAGAAGCUGGCACUCGAGGUUGUUGCAAGUGUUACAGGCAAUGGGAAGUGCAUUGCUAACAUUGCUGACGCAGAUGUAUUAGCGUAUCUGUUAUUAACCCUGCACACUUUACCUUCAAGUUGUGUGCUGGUAUUGGACACACUGUAUGCUCUCAUGUCAAAUACAAAAGUGGUGAAAGAAGCAAUGAAUAAAGGAGCAUUAGUGUACCUCUUGGACUUAUUUUGCAAUUCCACCAAUCCACAAGUACGAUCUCGUACUGCAGAACUAUUCGCCAAAAUGAUGUCUGAUAAGCUGAUUGGUCCGAAAGUGAGGAUAGUGCUCUCCAAAUUCCUACCCUCCAUUUUUAUGGACGCCAUGAGGGAUAGUCCUGAGGCUUCUGUGCAGAUGUUCGAAGCUAACCAUGAAAAUCCUGAGUUAAUAUGGAACGAUGACGCUCGAGAGAAGGUUUCGAUAACCACCAAGGAAUUGAAACACAAACAUUACCAAAUUCAGAAAGAUGAUCCUUAUGCGACCUGGAGAUUACCAGAUAAUUUUGUCAUCACACUCGAUGAUGUUGUGGAAGAAUUUGUUGUGGGAGGUGUUUUUCUCCGUCUCUUUGUUUCACAACCAAAUUGGGUGCUUAGGAAACCAAAAGAGUUCAUGGUGUCUCUCAUGGACAAAUUUAUUAGUCUUACAACUAAACCGAAUAUGAAUAACGAACAUCUGGAGAUGGUCACACAAGCUAUAGUUUCAUUUUUCAACGCACAACCUCCAUUAUUGGAUCAGGUACCAGCAUUGGGUCAUAUACCACAGAUAUUUCAAGUUAUGGCUUCUAGUAACAACUCCGUACCCAAGUAUGCACUUCAGGUUAUACACGUGCUGGCUAAUAACGAGCUCUGCGUUCGCUCGAUGGCGCAGACAGAUGGUAUUCGGUUGAUGAUUGUCGCCAUGCGUUCACGCGAAGACGCGAUGGGUUUAGCAGCUGAAACACUGAAUAGAAUGUUUGAAAAAAAUCAUACAGAGCUCGUAGCCCAGGCUCUCCGCGUUGAUCUGGUAAAGUUUUUGCUUACUAUUUUGGACAGCCCUCUGACUGGUGUAAAAAAUGCAUCUGGAACGAAAGCUCAAAUAGUAAAAGCGUUAAAAGCGAUGUUGAAAGACUUGAAUUAUGGUGAACAGGUUAAUCAAAUCUUGGAAGCGUCACCAAUUUGGUCAUCAUUUCGCGAUCAGAAACAUGACCUUUUUCUGUCUGCGAACACUCAUGCUGGUUAUUUAACGGGGCCUGUUGGCACGGCUGGUUAUUUAACGCAAGGUCCGAGCUCAUCACCUGCAGCCAUGUCUAGACCUCCACCGAUUGAUAAGAAUGAUGAUUUAUUUAGUUGAUUAUGAAAUAAAGCUGUUAUUUUUCUAUAAAAACUAUUCUUACAUAAAGUUCUAAACUGCUGCCGAUAGUUUUAAAUACUGUGAAGAAGGUUUCGUAUGAUUCUGGAAAAUCUAAAUCACAUAAAAAAGGGAAAUUUUUAACAAAGUUAGAAUUUUUUUGUAAAUUAUCAGUUAGGGAUAUUCAACUGAUUGAAAACGUUGCUAAUUUCCUUGAACUGAUUUAGUGUUUUUUAAGUUUUCUACAAGUGAAGCAACUAGUACGAAGUCGAAAAAAGCAAAUAUAUUUCCAGACCUUUUUUUGUCCUCUAAUUUUUUGGAUAAAUGCGUUUUUUACUGGAAACUAGUAUUAUUUUUGUACGUUAGAAUUUUUUACGUUUUACGAUAAUAUCUUUAGUUAUAAACACACCCUGGUUAAACAUUUAGAACGCACUAAUAUUUACGAUUAAGUAUCAUAGCUAACUAUGUGUGGAUUAUGCUUGAUGUUUUGAGGUAUAAAGUAAAAUUUUGCAAGCAUUGAAAAUUUCUAGCUAUAAGUCAUGCUUUAAUGCAAUGUUUCUCGGGAGGUUUUUGAAGCUAUGUUUUACUUAAAAAGUUAAAUAAUUAGUUAGUUGUUUGUUAUUUCAAUAAUUUAAUCUGAUGACCUCAAAGUUUUUUUAAAAUGGCAUGCCUGAUUAUAGAAGUAUCCCUCAUCUUGAUUCAACGAGGGAGACUUCUUUCUGUAUGUAAUGUUCUCCAUCAUACAUGAUAUUGAAGUAUAGCUAUAAUUAGUAUAUUAUAGAUGGAGUGUUUUAAUUUGUCUGUUUUCUUUGUUCACGUAUUUUGUUGUCACGUGCUAUUUACAAGAUUUACUUCUAUUAAACAAUUUGUUUGCUUACAAUACCUGGGUCUCCGCGGAGAAGUACACUGUACGGUAGAAUUUCUGUAUUGACAGAACUCUAUCAACAUCGUUCUUCUCAUAAUUAUUUUGGUUUGAUUUUUAUAUGUGGGAGAAUCAAAUGAAGUACAAUUAUAAUUGUUAAUUUUAUGGAUUUCAUAGUUGUAUAAAUUAAAAAUGUAUUUCCA